Aphidius gifuensis is the source of this 3216-nucleotide messenger RNA. RefSeq lists its product as uncharacterized. Lineage: Eukaryota; Metazoa; Arthropoda; Insecta; Hymenoptera; Braconidae. The record is from RefSeq and is a predicted model, not a curated record. The coding region runs from base 95 to 1630 and encodes 511 amino acids. The transcript has 6 exons. Gene Ontology annotation, molecular function: protein binding.
ACUGCAUUUACAUAAUAAAAAUAAAAAUAAAAAAAAACAAUGAAAAAUACACUCAGCAGUGUUUUACUCUCUCUCAGUGUUUUACCCUUUCACCAUGGCACUAAGUAAAAAUUAUCAUUACUGGAAUUUCAAUAAUAAUAUACAAGAAAAAGGUGUUUAUAUAAAUAUUAUAAAUAAUAAAAAUAUAAUAAAUAAUAAUAAUAACAAAUAUCAAGAUGCAUGGAAUAAAUUGCCAGAUAUUAUUUUAGAACAAAUAUAUGAAUAUUUAACAAGACGAGAACGUUAUUAUGCUUCGCUUGUUUGUAAAAAUUGGUAUCGUGCAUUUAAAUUACCAAAAGUAUGGUCGACAUUUGUUCUGGAUGAUACAACUUUAACACGAGGUAAAUUUAAUUACUACAGUGGUUGGCAAUAUGUGCUAGAUCACAUUAGAGCAUCAACAUGUUUUAAUAAAAUUGGAAGAAAUUUUAAAACAUUGAUACUUGAACCAAAUAAUAAUUUUCAACAGUUGUAUCAAUUUAUGAGUAUGAUGUCUUGGUAUGCUGAACGUCAUCUUGGUUGUGAUUUUACCAGUGACAUUGACAAUGCUGUUGGUACAAAUAUACGUUAUUUAAAAUUUAAAUUUCCAUGUAAUAUGGCUAAUGAUAAUCAACGAGGUGAAAUAAAAAUAUUUGGUACUGGUGGUGAAAUUCUAGCAGCUCUUAAAAGACUUGCUGCUAAUUUUUUAAAUUUGCAAAUAUUGGAAUUUAUUGAUUUAAUGCUUGACACCAAAGAGGCACUUGUUUUACUUGAUGAAAUUUGUAUUAAUUGUACUGAGACAUUAAAAAAACUUGUGCUAAUUAAUACCACAAAAUUCUAUUGUCCAUUGAUACACAUUGGAGUAUUUAUAAAUUUAAACGUUUUAAUUGUUAGUCCACAAAAUAUUGAUGCUGAUGUUUUGGAUUUAAUUGGGUAUACUAAAUUAGAACAUCUUCAUAUUUUUCAAAAUAUAUAUUCACCAGUUGCAUCAGACAUUGUCAAAUUGCCAAAAAAUAACAGCUGGAUAAAAUUACGAAAAAAUAAUCCAAGAUUAAAAGUACAUCUUGAAAUUGAGAGUAAUAAAAUAGAGACAAAAUUACCAAUUGAAUUUCCAGGACACAGUAUGAUACCAUGUCACAGUAUCGUAUUGAAUAAUCCAUUUGACCGAGUUUCAGCUUCAAUUUUACUUGCCCAAUCGAUAAUAUUUUUCCCAACAAUUCAAGUUUUUGCAAUGAAAGGUCUAUCAAAAUAUUAUCAAGAUCGUAAUUCUUCGAAAAGAUGCGAUGGAAAUAUUUUACAACUUUGUAAAAGUAGCCCAAAUAUUCAUACACUGAUGAUUCGAGACAAAAUAUCAACAAGUACAAUUUUAGAAAUUGCAUCAACAACAAAAUCAUUGAAAUAUCUUCAUGUAAGACGUAAUUAUGUAUUGAAAAAAUUUGAUAAAUUAUGGAAAAAUACAACAACAGACACGAGUCAACAACAUGAACAAUGGAUUAAAAUAAAUUCAAGCUUUUAUGAAAAAACAGAACAUGAAAUAUCAAAAAUACUUGGUUAUAGAUGGAAUAUGUUAUCGGAAAAAGAAUUUAUUAAUCAAAAAAUAAAUCUACAUGUGUAAAUAAAUAUAAAAAUUUUUUUUUAUAAAUUAAAAAAAAAAAAUUGGAAUGAGUCGGAGAAAAUCCAAGAAAAAUCGGAACGAGUCGGAGAAAAUCGAAAAAAAUGAUUUUUUGUUUAAUCUUUUUUUUAAUUUUUAAUACUUGAUAAUAAUAAUGAAUAAAUUUAAAAAAUAAUAAUUUUUAUUGAAACGAAUUGAUUUUUUUUUAAUUUAAAUAAAUUAUUAUUAGACUUUUCAUUAUUAUCAAAAAAAAAAAAAUUAAUUAUUUAUCAAUUUUCGGCAUAUUUAUUGUGAAAUUUUUAAAAAAAAUAAUAAUAAUGUGUGCAUUUUUUAUGCUGACUCAAACUCAAUAAUUAUUAUGAAGGCUGUUCUUUGUAUCAUUAUGACAACUGAAAAAUUAAUAUUUUUAAUUUUAAUUAAAAAAAUUAUUAUAAUAAAAAUAUAGAAUCCAAUAUAAACUUAUAAAAAAUAAAAAAAAAAAACAAUAAUUCAUAGAUUGAUAAAUUAUUAAAAAAUCGAGCAUUUGAUAAUAAACUCAUUGAUACACGAUUAUUUAUAGGCAUUAAUUAUAUUGACCUGAGGAAUAAUAUGUAUUUUUUAAUUAACAAUUUUAAUCUAAAAAAAAAAAAAAAAACGACAGAAAUUUAAAAAUAAAAUAUAGGUAAAUUUCAAGUGAAAGUUUAGAGCGAAAAAAUAAAAUUAAAAGGUAUAUAAUAAAAAAAAUAAAACUUGUUGCUUUUAGAUAAUAUAUAUAUAUAUAUUAGUUGAUACAACUGGUUGUACAUGACACAUAAUAUGAAAAAAAUAAAACACGAUUAAUUUUAUAAAUAUCAAUUUAAACAAAAAAAAAGAAUUACAAGUCAAUAAUUAUAAAAGUCAUUGAGCAAUUGCAGCUGAUCUUUUAUCACGAUUACGACUACGUUGAAUAGUACGAGCUUUAAAAGCAGCAGCAUUUUGCAAUGUUCUUUCAAGUUUAGUUGAUUUCUGUGUUUUAGGUAGUGGUGAUGAUACACGAUUACCAAGUUGAAACAUAUCACGUAACAUCAUAUUAUCAGCAAGAUGUGUAUUAAUACCAGGACCAAGUGGACGACAUAAUGCAUUAUAUUGUAUUCUAGAUGUCCAUGUAUCAAAAUAUAAUUUUUCUCUUGUAUUAAAUUUAACAUGUACACUUGGUACAAUAUCAUCAGUAAAAUAUUUAUGUAUUUCACGAAAUUCAGCUCUUUGUUCUUUACGAUCUUUUUUAUUACGAUAUUUUGUUCCAUCUUUUGAUAAGUUUUCAAGUGUAUCAGCAAUAUCAUAUGGUAAUUCAUCCUCAAAAUCAUCUGUAUAAUCACGUGUUAUUUCAAUAAUUGCUGCUAAUGCCUCACCAGCUGUUACACGUGUUUCAAGAUAUGUUGAAUUUAAUAAUUCACAUAAACCUUCAAGUGGUGUUAUUGAAUUUGGUGUUUUAAUUGUUGUUAAAUAUUUAAUUAAAUUUGAUGGUGAUAACUCAAUCAACAACAAUGUCCAUGCACCAAGUGCUGAUGAAUGUAAUGAAUGUACAUCAUUUGAUAAUAUUUUAACACUACCAUUACCUUUUAAAAAUGAUC